CGAAUUAAGUGGUCAAUCUGUCAAAUCUUUCGAUGAUUCUAAUAUUCCUAAGAGCUUGAUGACUAAUCUGUUUAUUUACCUAGUCAAAGUAUAUCACAGAAUUUACGUUAUAAUAAUAUAAUUAAAUAUCUAUCAACUUUGAAAUUGAAAUGAAUACCAAAUUUUCUGUUGAAUUUAUGGCUGGACGUUCAAGAUUACAACUAACGGGUAACAAAUAACAAUCAUAAAAUUUUUUACCACGUUUAUUGUAACUUAAAAUAUUAAAUUCCGCAUACGACUAGAACGAUUUAGUAUAUUAUUAUAUUUUGCUCGUCAAUAUCAGUCUACAUACUGAUGUAUUGCGACACCUUAGUUGAAAUUAUGCACUCAGUGAUAAUAACUUCAUAAUGUCAAAUUUGAAACUGGAACUCGAUGAGUAUCUUAACAAAGGCCAAAAAAAUAAAUCCCAUAAUGGGCACCACGUACACAUUCCAAAAGUGUUUAAGAAACUGCUCAACAGUGAAUCGGGCGAACAGACAGAAAACCUAUUGGACUCGACACAGACGACUUAUUUUAAUUUUCCGCAGAUGAGUAAAACCCAAAGAAUAUUGGGAUUUGUGGUUUGCGUAUCAAUUAGCUGUUUAAUGUUCUCUCUUUCUGCAUUAUACUUGCCCGUACUUCUAAUAAAAGCUAGGAAGUUUGCAAUUUUAUAUGCUUCUGGAAGCAUAUUUGCUUUUGCCAGUGUAUCAUUUUUGAUGGGUCCAUCGAAUCACUACAAGUAUGUUACAUCAAAAGAAAAGCUUCCUUUCAUGUUUGGCUACAUUAYGACUCUUUUGAGUACUUUGUAUUUUUCAUUGUGGAUGAAAAAUACCCCAUUUACAUUACUAUCAUUGACUGUUCAUUUGAUACUUAUUCUUUGGUUUUUAUUAAACUCCAUACCAUUUGGUCAAAAAGGUUUAUCAUUUUUUGGACGUUUAUGUUCAUCUAUAGUGAAAAAUAAAGUGUCAAAUUCAUUACCUGUUUAAAAAACUACCUAUUAUUACUAUUCAUUGUUAUUAUUGUGAUUUUGUUUGUAUUUAUGUACUGUU
Messenger RNA from Diuraphis noxia (Russian wheat aphid), 1067 nucleotides. RefSeq lists its product as uncharacterized. Gene Ontology annotation, biological process: vesicle-mediated transport. Lineage: Eukaryota; Metazoa; Arthropoda; Insecta; Hemiptera; Aphididae. Gene Ontology annotation, cellular component: membrane. The record is from RefSeq and is a predicted model, not a curated record.